Molecule: messenger RNA, 7421 nt
Organism: Schistosoma haematobium
Lineage: Eukaryota; Metazoa; Platyhelminthes; Trematoda; Strigeidida; Schistosomatidae
Exons: 22
Coding region: 585-7421 (2278 amino acids)
Biological process (GO): maturation of SSU-rRNA from tricistronic rRNA transcript (SSU-rRNA, 5.8S rRNA, LSU-rRNA); positive regulation of transcription by RNA polymerase I
Cellular component (GO): 90S preribosome; t-UTP complex; small-subunit processome
Molecular function (GO): snoRNA binding
Source: RefSeq, a predicted model, not a curated record
AGCGCCGGACAUUCGCUUUUCGUCCUCUCAUUUUCGUAAACAACAUCCCCGCCACGAGAAGGCAAUGAGUAGGACUUCCCUGGCAGUUGCUGUAUACGCGCGGCCGUGUGAGAGAGUGGUAAUAUAAAAGACUAAGUGAAGGAAAAUGGCAUAGGGGUAUUUCAGGAUGCAAGAACUAAGGAAGUUUAAGAAAAGUGUAUUGUUUAGUACUUAGUGGGAACAUAAUUCGGAGUGAUCAUUUGAUCAUGAGAUAUCUCACCAGUUAAUAAUAGCAUCACAAAGAAUCUUCUCAGUUAGCUUAUUUGACUCAUUAAAUUUCUGUGAAUUCAUAAAACAAUGUUAUAUUUUGUCCUGGUUGGCUUUUCCCAACUUCGUCCUACCAUUGUUGGCAUUGUAGAUUGGGUCAACUGUAACUGCAUACAUAACUGCUGUAAAAGGUUUUCUCGUUUGCCAUACCUCACUUUCACCUGAUCAUUAACAUAUUUCUCAACCUCUUCGUUCAACAGAAAUUCAUUAUUUCAAUCAGUUUUUCAUAGCCUAAAUUUGCAUCUCACCAUGACAUUGCUGACUAGCGUUCAGUCAAUAUGGGAAGUACUUCACAGUCAUAUGUGCCCGAAAACUCAAUAUAUGCACAUCUUCAACUCUCAGUUAUCAUGUUUUUGUUACUUUUUAUUUAUUUACUUAUUUUUUUUAAACACAAACAUAGGUACAAGAAGAUGUCAUUAACAGACCAGCUAAGGGCCUUAGCAGUCCCGAUUACAUCCAGCUAUGUAGUUGACAGUGUUAACCGCAAGUCUUUGAUUUAUGAAGAUGCUUCAAAAAUCGACACUCAGUCUUGUUAUUCAAGCUGUUUAAAGUCGUUUGAAAAACUAUGUGAAAUGGAAAAGGCUUUUACCUCAUUUGCCAGUACAUUGUUUUCUGUGACGUCAUGUCAACUGGAAAUGUGCAAUCUCUUACGUCAAGAAAAAGCAAAACUCGACAACGAAAUCUCCAAGUUCCUAUGUUACAUUUCUUCUUUCCUUAAGCAUUUUGUUGCUGUACAAGCUUUAGAAUGGCUAGUAUUCAAAUUUCAGAUUCAUAUACAUUAUGUUGAAGAUUUUAUUCGCUGCAUCAUUCCAUAUCAUGAAACUGGUCUAUUUGUUAAAUUUAUUCAAAUUCUAAAUUUUCAGCAGUUACCUUCUUGUUUCCAGUGGUUAAAACCAUAUGCUGAAAGUGGUAAAGGCAUAUCACGGCAAGAAUUCGCUCGACUAUGUAUCCGAGAACAUACCCUAAUUCCAUUUAUAUGCACAGCCAUUCUUAAUUAUACGGAAUGUUGCCGCGAUUUGGUGCCAACAAGACUUAACGAUAUGACUAAUUUUUUUUUGGGAAUUGUAACCGCGUUGUGUGAUUCUGGUGUGCCUGAGAAAAAACUUAUCAAGAUAUUGGACUCUUUUCAGGAUGUUAUAAAACACGGAUUGCAAUCUACGAAUAUAGUUCCUUUUCAAUGCGCCACAUUUUUGGUCGUAAUACGUUUCAGUUUGAAGUUGUUAAUUAAUCGAGAACUAGUUCUCGAUUGGAUAUCUUGUAUUUUGAAGAAAACUCGACCUUCUUGUGAGUGGGAAUCAAUGCGUAUUGUAAUCCAACUGAUGCGAAAUCAGCGUAUUCCUUUGUUACCUCCAAAACUUACUGAGCGUCAGAAUGUCUUACUUUCCAAACUAUCUCCUGAAGAACAACGCAUAAUUGAAGACGAACAGUCGGCGCUAGUCAAUGAAUAUAAUGAUCCCAAUAAGUUAGCGGCGGAGUGUAUGCAGAAGUUUGAUUAUGUUCAAAAAGCUACACAGUUUGUUGAUGUUGAUAUAAAAAGCCUUGGAUCAAAAAUAACGGAACAAAAAAAUUCUGAUGAUAUUUUAUUGAAAGAAGAGCUCAAGUUGAAAAUCGAUGAAAUUCAUGCAUUCUUGUCGAGCAUCCCUAAUGUAGGCUGCUGUGUAAUGAAUUGCACUUUAUCUUGUCCUAGCGGACCUUUACCAAAUACUGAGUGUUGGUUAUCUGAUGUGUUACUUGAAAUAUUUUCUGAUGAAUGUUUUAGUAACAAUAAUUCUGAUCAGCAUAAAAUACAUUAUAAAAAAGUAGAAAUACGACAUUAUAUUCGAUUACUAAGAUUGGUUAAGUCUUCCAUAAAGGUUCACGUCGAUUCUAGUAAAUAUGCUCAGGGGAUGGUAGUUGCAUCAGGUACACCGAAGCCAAAAUGUUCCCGUAAAUCAAUGUCGUCUUCAUGUGGUUUGUUACAGAAAGGCAUUGACAAAGUUUUACCACUCUUGGUUGCUUGCUUGUCACAUCCUGCUGCUACUAUUCGCGUAGAGGCGUACGAUAUCUUACACUUUUGGCUCAAGAAUGAUUUAUCAAAAGAUCUGGAACGCAUGCCGAAUUUUUCUACUUUUUGCUCAAAUUUCGAUUUGACUUCGGAUUUUUCAGCUCACAUAGAUGAGCUGUUUCCCGAGGAAGUAAGAGAAUUGCUCCUAGGCGAUCCACUCUACUCAUUAAACAAAGUAGCUUCUGUCCUGAUCAAGGCUGUUGUUCGCCUGUUAUUCAGUCAAACAUUGAACUUGGGUACAUCGGAGGCUUGCCCAGAACGUAAAUUUUCCAUAGUUUGCUGGAAGAUUGGCCUACGUUUACUAAAUGAGGAUACCGUCGGUGAUAUUCUUCUUAUUCCGAGUAGUUCAAGUGAAGAAUUUGUCAGAGGCUGGUCUGGAUUUCUAAAUUUGAUACAGUGCUCCAACAUUCAUUUAAUCGAUUUACAUCAUAUAUGUUUAUCACGUCUUAGUCCAGCAUUAUUUGCAUCUUUAGAACAUUCUCCUCUUUCAAUGGAUUCUAUUAAAGAGAGAACAUCGAUUUUGCGGAAAUCAACUGGCUGUUUGCAAACUCUCAAUAGAAAUGUGUCAAGCACAGAUCCUUAUCAGGGACCCCAAUUUAGUAUCCUUGACGCUUUAUAUAAGCUUGGUCAUAAUAAUGUGCAGACUGAUUUCGAUUCCGUUCACAAAGUAUUUUCUCGUCUUCAUCUAAAUGCAGUCCAUUUCGAUUAUAUGUUCAUCAGAUCAGACCCGUCAAGAACAGUUGGUGGCGACAGCAGGUCAUUAUUUGCUCGAGUUACUGAAGCCCGAGAAUCUCGUCGACGUAGUUUACGACUACGGAAAACCAGGGAGGCUGAUUUGGAAUUAUUAAAUGAUGAUAAGAAAGCCUAUUCAGAAAGAAUUCGCUUACGAUUUCUUAGUAUGUUAUUGUCUAUUUUAACUGAAGCUGUGCCACGGUUACAAUCAUAUGAAAUUGCAUCUACGGUUCAGAAUAAAUCGAAAUCUGUUGAUUUGAGUACAUCACUAACAACUGUAGAUACAAAAUCACUAAAUAUUGGCGUAAAGAAAAUAAAAGAUCACAAUUUGCCGAUGAAUGAUCUGAUCACUCCAUUAGUUAAUCAUCUUACAAGCAUAUUAAACAUCGAACGGAAUUUGAAACAAAUAGAAGCAAAUACAAAUCAAACAAAUGUUCUCCCAGAGUCUGGUACAGAUAGUGAUCUAGAAUCGCUACCUGAUUUGUCUGAUAUCCAUAUGGAUCAAGAAGCAGCAGAUAUGUCGCCCGUUAAUGAAAACUCUUGUAUUCGACCACUGUUACGUCAGUGCAUUUAUAAACUUCUGAUUUGCAUCACAACUAUAUUUGCCGAAGGAAAUCGUUGUAAGCGACCUCAUAGAAAACGUUCUCAUCGGAAAACACCAACGGACCAGACAGGUUUACUUUAUGGUUUAACAUCGGCACAAGUUGCUGUAGAUCCAAUUUUCCUUUGCCUCACUGUUUACCCUGACUGGAUAUCCUUGCAUCAACAAGUUCUGCUUUGCUUUAUCGAACUUUCUGUCAUGUUUCCCGGUGCAUUAUGUCACCAUUUGGUGUCCUUGGUGCAAUGGGUUGCGUGCAAUCGUCAGCUUAUGCGUUUGGAUAACGCUCAUAAUCUUAGUAUUUUGGGACGUCUGAUAUUAGUAACUGUCCCAGCGCUUAUUCGAGCGUCUUCUGAGCAAAUUUCUGCUGGUCUUUAUGUGCUAUAUCUCUUUGUUAUCAGAUUUGCUGAGUUCACUAAUUUGGCUCGGCGUCGCUUAGCACUUUAUACUGUUCUAAUUCGUGGUUUGUCUCAAGUAACUGGACCAUUCAUAACAGAUAGUGAACUAAAUCAGUCUAUUACACAAAAACAAAUUACAGAUGAAAUAAAACCAUUCAAAAAAGUUGAGGCGGCUGCACAUGGAAAUGAAUGUAAAAUCUCAUUACGGCCUAAAGAAAGUUGGAUUGGAAGUUGGUUGUGGGUUACAUCACUUGUAUUCUUGAACAAAAAUUGGCAAAUACAAUCAGUUGCUGAUGAAGUUGGACCUUUUCUUAUCGAGUUGUUCUGUCAUUUUGGAUGGGAUCAUCAAGUGCUUGGACUAUGUGAAUGCAUAGAUUUUCUGACAUAUUUGUGUAUGAAUUCUUGUGAUUAUAAGCUUCCUCAAGUUGACGUUUCAGAGAACAGCGGUAGUGUCUACAUUGAAAUCGGUCAUUCUCAAAAGCGACUAAAAUUGAGUUCGUCAUUUGCGAAUCCCAGCAAAUCACCAACCAGCGACUUAUCAAUUGGUGUCACCGGACCUCUGUCAAAUUACGUUAAUCAGAACACGCCGACUUCUUUUAGCCAACUCGCGUCUUUUAUUUUCAAUUCAGAUAACACAAUUCAGACAAGUGAACAAAUCCAAACAUCUUUGAACAAUUCUACAGUUGUGACGUUGAAGGAAAUAUGGCCCUUAGUCAAUCGAACUAUACAGUUUAUUAUAGCCCUAAUAAGAAAUCCUGAUUAUUGUGAUAAAGUUCAAACAGCUUUUAGCGAUCCAUCAGGUUUAAGUGCUGUUUAUGGUCGAUUAGUGGAACAUAUUGUUCAGCUAAUGCUCGUUGUGGCUACUUUCUUGACGAAAGUAAAAAAAUCCGAUGAAAAAAUGACGGAUGUAGUCUCUUGUGCUGAUGAAACAUUGUCCGGUUUGCAAUCAAUUUUAGUACAGAUCUUGGAUUCAGUGCCUGGUCGAGUAUUCAUUUCCAUGAUCUUAGAUUUAUUCUCCUGUGAAAACCGUGGACUUCGUCGGAAAGCUCUCGACUUGUUAUCUGCUAAAUUGACAAGUUUAACUGCAAAUGUUCAACCAGUUCCAAUUUUAAUUGAUUUUACUAAAAUGAAUUACAAAUCUUUCCUAAAGUCGCAUAAACAUUUAGUUAGCCGAAAUUUUGUUGAUCUAAAUCGUACCAUGGAGGCUGGUUUAGUUCAAUUUACUGGGAAGCUAAUUUCAUUCUAUAAUUUGAAAAGUGACAAGACGGAUGGUUCCCUGAGGUCAAAACAUAGUACCGUUUUUGGUUCAGGAUUUUCACGCCAAUGUCUAGCUUGUUUGAGGAGUUUAACGAAAUUAUUGGCCUACCAUUAUCCAGGGGAAUUCAUGAGGGCUUUGGACAGUUUAAUGACAGUUCCUAGUAAUUGGUGGAUUAAUGUUGGUGUUACAGAUGCUCAUCAAGCUUCAGUAAACUCAACUGAUAAACCGCUUGUGGAAAGCAAUCCGCAUGGACAUCAUUUCGGGUCAUCUCUUGCUGAGUCAAGAUCCUUAGCCUGCUUGUUUUUUGUUGAAUGUUUACAACGUUUACCACCACAGUCUUUAUAUCCGGAAGCGAGCGCAACUACAUCCCGCCUUAGUUGGUUGCUUUCUUUUGCAUUAGACCAUGGUUAUACUUGUACAUCAUUUGCUUCUUCACCAAAGUUGUCUGUAAAACAAUGUUGUUCUGUGAACUCACCAUGUAAAUCAGAUCGUUACAUGAAAUUGGUGACUGGUACUAUGCACUCAAGAGAUCAGCACUUAUUGGCUAGUUUAACGCUGGUCAGCAAUCUACUUGAGUUAGCCAUCAUUCAUCGGUUAUGUCAACAGUCUAAAGGUGACUAUUCUCCAGACAAUACUGAAUCGGCUAUUGGAAAGUGGUUAGAAUUUGAGAGUACAACUAAGAAAAAUGCGAAUAAUUCUGCCUAUCAAGAACCUGUUGCAGUAACACUUCUAAGUUUUGUGUUUCAGCUCCGCAAAGAUAACUUGUCAACACUAACAGGUUGUAAUCCGGAACGUUCUAGUUCUGUAUUUCGUCAGAUUUCAAACCUUGUUGAACACAUACAUAAACUUCUCCGUCACGUAACAGAAGUCAGUUAUUUACUCACAUCAAUUCGGAUUGUAAUUGAAAAAGCCUCUAAAACGAAUAGUAACACUUUAUUACAUGGUGCUUUGUCUUUCUUGUCUGAUUUUGGCGAAUCCAUGGCACCCAUUAAAGAGAACGGUGUGUUUGCUUCUAAAGAUGAGAAUCAGUUACAUUCUUUUGCAACAAUGCAUGCUACUCAGCCCGACAUAACAUGGCGCUUGAUCCAUACUUGUUUGUGUACAGUCGUGAAUAAACUAAAUGAAGCUGAUCUUCGAAAUACUACAGAAUUAAGAAAUAACGAUAUACUUUCAUGUCUCUACCGUUCUGUCGCUAGUUUAAUCAGUUCAUUACCAGAUGAUAGUGCUCGCCUGAGAAUUUGUCAACAGUUGUUUACAUGGGUCAAUGUUCAAGAUAAUGAAAAAGAAACAGUUGAUCAAAUCAAAGAUAUCACUGAUCAGAUGCUUUUACGUUUAUCAGUUGUAUUCAGGAUAAUGGAAAGAAUUCCAGAUUAUCUGAACACAGAAGAAUUUUCUGAACUAAGCAAACAGUUGUAUUUAGUUGAUUAUAUUGUUCUAAUAUUCAUCAUAGCUGUCGGUAAUAAAUUUAAGGGUGCUAAAAAACUGUCCAAUCGGUUAGGUUUUGGCCGAUCGCUUCAAUGCUAUUCUGAUGGAGCUACAUCUUGUGUUUUAAUUUGUAUUCAUGCUUCAUUGUCAUGCUUGCAUAAAUGGCUUAUUGGAGAGGUGGAAAACGUUGGAUGUCUGGAUGCUGCCUCAAUUGGAGAAUCAGUACAAUAUAUUCCUUCUGUUUUAAUUGGAUUACUCGAUAUAUCUUGUCCAUCUUCUGAUGCACCCCCAAUAAAUGAAACUGAUAUUCAAGAUGUAUUAGGCUCAUAUUUGAAUGCAAUAUGCGGUGAUGAAGCCUAUCUUCGUCCACUCGGUUCCGCACUGACUGAACGUAUUAUGCACUCCACGUACUGGCGUACUAGGUUGGCUGCAAUCCGAUUGUUAAAGUUUGUCUUUAAUCAUUCAAAUGAUCAUGAAAUUGACAAUGAUAAGGAUAUUACAAUGGAUUCAAAACUUUCUGGUCCUAUCAGUUGUAUUGUAUCAGAUUCACUCUUAGCUCUAUCAGAAGCGUUAGAAGAUGACCGACCAGAAGUUGAAACUGAAGCUAAUAAACUAUUUGCUGAAUUAGAACAAAUGGGUCUGACUGCUACAAAAACGUAA